CACUCACAACAUAUUUCGCUCCGCUCGAGCCUUUAAUGUACUUCAAGCACAGCUACUGCCUACUUAAAUCCAAACCAAGAUGAUGAAUGAAGGAAAAUCUCUCGCCGAAGCGCUGCUGUUUGCCAAGGCGGAAGGGCGCCUUACUGUUGGCGUCUAUGAAUGCGCAAAAAUAAUGAACGACGACCCUGAUAACGUGUCUUUCUGCCUUUUGGCCACUGAUGACUUUGAGUGCGAUAUCGCUCUCCAGAUCCAUUUUACUCUGAUUCAAGCGUUUUGCUUUGACAACGACAUCAGCAUCGUCAGAGUAAACGACCUGAAACGUCUCAACGCUCUUGUUGGUGCCAAGGGUCAACUCGAGGACGCUCACUGUGUCCUUAUAACGAACCCAGCUGAGGACUCAUGGGAGGAUCCAGCUCUGGAGAAGCUUCAUCUGUUCUGUGAAGAAAGUCGCAGCUAUAACGAGUGGGUUCCUGAGAUCACUCUGCCCGAGCGUUGAUCUGGAGCUUUACUCUUCUCUGUUGAGAUGCUGUAAACCUUGAGGAAUACUCGACUCAUCCUUCGAAGCAAGGAUGCUGAUGUUUCCACAUCCCUGGAUGCUCCUGAGGAGGCUGAACCAUCCAGGCAGCGCGAGGCAGGUCCGAGUGGCCCUCGCGGUUCUACGUCGUUCCUCGUCCCGUCCAUGCCAAGAUGAUCCUCAUUCUUUAUGUGAACGAGGUCAGGUAUGCCACGAGAGCGACACCAUGGCCCUCAUUCUUUGUGCGGAUGAGGUUUGGAGAGAAAGGAGAAGCGAGGUUUGCCUCUGUUCCACAGAGCAAAUAUCGCAUGCGUUGGACACGCAGAGGACGCGGCGGUGCGUCGAAGCAACGUUUUUAAAAAUGGACUUUAACAUCUCAGACAUUUUUAAAAAUGGAAUUGCUGCACAAUAUAACGUACUUUAUUGUCGGCAAUGUGCUUUCCACUUUCCAGAAUUGUCUUAUUCUCUAAAGGUUUCACUUUAGAAAUAUAAAAAUGACAUAAAAUGGGUGAAAAAAGAGAGAGAGAGAGAGAAAAAAACUAACUUAAAAAUCUCUAAAGGUUUCACUUUAGAAAUAUUAAUAUGACAAAAAAAGAAAAAAAACGAACUUAAAAAUCUCAAAAAAUUUCACUUUAGAAAUAUUUGAUAUAAAAUGUAAAAAAAAGUAAUUAAAUGUUUUUUGACUUUGCAUUACAACUUUUGCAUUGUAUAAAUUAUGUAAUAAUGCAUAAAACAAUAAAUGUAUUAAA
Carassius carassius (crucian carp) is the source of this 1263-nucleotide messenger RNA. Its product is annotated as growth arrest and DNA damage-inducible protein GADD45 gamma-like. The record is from RefSeq and is a predicted model, not a curated record. Gene Ontology annotation, biological process: regulation of cell cycle. Gene Ontology annotation, cellular component: nucleus; cytoplasm. Bases 80 to 496 code for a protein of 138 amino acids. Lineage: Eukaryota; Metazoa; Chordata; Actinopteri; Cypriniformes; Cyprinidae. The transcript is spliced from 3 exons.